Neltuma alba is the source of this 726-nucleotide messenger RNA. RefSeq lists its product as uncharacterized. Bases 1 to 726 code for a protein of 241 amino acids. NCBI's taxonomy places the organism in Eukaryota, Viridiplantae, Streptophyta, Magnoliopsida, Fabales, Fabaceae. The transcript is spliced from 2 exons. The record is from RefSeq and is a predicted model, not a curated record.
AUGGCAUCAUCAUCAUCAUCAAAAGUGAGCUUGAAGUUGCUGAUAGACACUAAUGCCGAAAGAGUUCUCUUUGCUGAAGCUUCAAAGGAGUUCGUUGACUUCCUGUUCAACCUCUUUCGCUUACCGGUGGGCACAGUGACGAGGCUUCUAACAACAAAUGGCAUGGUGGGCUGCUUAGGCAAACUCUACAAAAGCAUAGAGAAUCUCAGUGAUGACUAUCUGAACAAUCCAAAGCAAAGCAAGGACAUUGUGCUGAGGCCAAGGUCUCCAUUAGUUUCUGGCUACCUUCUACCUCCAAGUGUUUAUAAAAAAGUUGAUACCAAUUCAGGAGCUUUAAAUCUAUACAUGUGUGGGAGGCGUUGCAGUAAUGCUGUGACUUAUGCUAUGAACACUUCGUGUCCAAAUUGUGGAUAUGGAAUGAGCUGCGCUGUAAAAUUUGUGGGUAGUAUUGAAAAUAAUACUCGAGUGAAAGAUUCAAGUGAAGGCGUAGGUGGAGGCUUUGUGAAAGGAGUGGUCACUUACACAGUGAUGGAUGAUCUUGAGGUUCUUCCCAUGUCUACCAUUUCAGCAAUAGCAAUGAUCUCCAAGUUCAAUGUCAGGGACAUUACUUCCUUGGAAGAAAAGGUUGUUGAGUUGGGGAUAGAAGAGGGUGUCAAGCUGCUGAAGGCUUCCCUGGAGUGCAAGAAUGCUUUGACUAGGGUUUUUCUCAAGAAUAUGGCAGCAUAA